This is a messenger RNA of Chara braunii, 3835 nucleotides long. The record is from the annotation of a GenBank genome assembly. NCBI's taxonomy places the organism in Eukaryota, Viridiplantae, Streptophyta, Charophyceae, Charales, Characeae.
GGUGCCCAACGUCCAUCUAAGUACGAUCCUACCAAGGGAAAUAGAGUGGACAGAGGCAGGCACAAGGAUGGAUUGGAAGUGUGUGGCGUGCGGGUUGGUGGAUCUGAAGGUGAGAGACCAACCUAGCAUUGCGAUGGUGGACAUGGGCGCCUUAAUGAACAUCAUCCGGGAGCGAGACGCGACUAUGUUGGGAUUGGAGGUUGACCACUUGGACCAUGGCGUGUUGCAUGGUGCCAAUUGUAAGGCAGUUUUCUGCGGCACUGCGUCCAAUGUGAUGGUGGAGAUUGGGAAGGUGAGGGCGCGGGCUUGCUUCUUUGUUAUGCCCGACGUCGAUCACCCCAUCCUCCUGGGGAGGUCGUUCCUCUGCAGUACGGAGACUCUAGUCUUCAACAGGCACGAUGGAACGAUGAUCUUGGCCCUGCCUGAUCCGGCCUGUGGAAACUAUGAGAUCAUCAAGUGCCGGAACACGGGACCAGGAAGUGGGAGGAAUAGGCCAAACCUCGGCUCCUUUACCUUCGAGGAGUCCGAGUAUGAGCGACGAAGGCUCCUUGAGGGACCUGAGGAGGAAGGAACGGCCGAGGUUCUGAGUCUGCUAGAGGAACACAACCUGACGGCGAGUGGUCCCAAGUCGAAACAUUGUAUGACGGAGGCCACGAUUCUAGGUUUUGUCUGUAAUGAGAAGGGGCGAAGGCUGGAUGUAAAGAAGACAGACAAGAUCAUUGAGUGGCCAGUGCCCUUCCGCUCGAUAACAGACAUAAGGAGUUUCCUUGGGACUUGUGGCUUCUGGAGGAGCUUCGUGAAGGACUUUGCCGCCAAGACGGAGCAUUUGAGAAAGUUGGUGCGUCAGGACCAAGAAUGGCGCUGGGGUGAAGAUCAGGAAGAGGCAAUGGACAGGAUGAAGGGAGAGUUUAAGGAAGGAGGUUUGGUGUUGGGAGCGCCAAACUGUGAGGCCACAGAGGAAAAACCAUUCGUUAUCGAGACGGACGCUGGACCAACUGCCUUGGGAGGGGUCCUGAUUCAGGUAGACGCUGAGGGAAAGGAGAGGCCGAUAAGGGGCUCGUUGAACCCAGUCGAAGGUGAGGGACCUGUACCCGAAAGCCAGGACGAUGAGUUUAAAGACGGAGAGAUCAAGGAGGCGUUUCGGGCGGAGGAGUAUGAUGGGAUCUACCGGGAGUUAGGGUUGCUCCUAUCGUGCGAGAUAAGGGAUUCUGAUGUCAGUGAUAAGGCACAAAGGGCGAGACACCUCUACGUGGUGAGAGAURGCCACUYRUUUAUAAAGCGGCAGRUCGRAAAUCCCAGGCGGGUUGURUGUGGGAGAAACCRGCAAAUCGACAUUAUCGCGGCGUUACAUGAUGGUAUAGCAGGGGGGCACAGAGGGAGAUUGAGAGCUUCACCCAUGGGACGUGAUGGCACGCCCAUUCGGCUAGAGGAGGGGAACGCGGAGGAGUUUAUUCCCGCGUAUGACCACUAUAUGCUGAACCAGGGGAUUGCGCAGGAGGAGUGGAUGCAGACCCUACUUAUCUGGAUUAGGAGGGCAGAGAGGCCAGUGACCAGGCAGAUUCGAGAGAGAGCGUGGGACUGGGAGGACUGUCAGGCUCAACUUAGGAGGGUGUUCGGGCGACCAGAGUGUGAGAGGCCAGAGCCUAGGGUCGAGAGGCAGAGGCGAAGCAAGAGGCCAAGAGAGCCAGUGCCAAAGGGGGCGGAGGUGGCCAGAGAGGGAAGGAGAGCCCCAACGCGGCGAGAGGACGAGCCCAUGGAGCCCGCGCCGGAAGAGGAGCCGUUCCCUGCUUGUGGUCUUAGGCCAGUCGAGUUUCGGCGGAUUACGAGUGAUGAGUUGCGGCCACCUUCGUCGCCGCUAUCAGGGCAGGAGCAGGACGUGCCAGGGGAGACGCCAUUCCGGGACUUGGCGACUCACUUUGAUAUAUCUCGAUGGGAAGCCUCACGGUUGGGGGAGGGCUCAGCCAAGCCAGUGCGAUAUGUACCAAUAGAGGAGCCUUUAGACCCCGAGGCGGAAGCGGACAUACAGGACCGAGGGGAGCCACAGGAUCCUAAUAUGGUGGCCGAGCAACAGGGUCAGGCGCGACUUCAGGCUGAGGAGGUGAUUACGGUUGGAGACGACACCCCUCCAGGUACCUCAGUCCCUGGGCAGGCGCGACAACCCUGGCCAGAGGGGAUUCCUGAGCCGGAUAGCGAGGAGAUUCCAGAGUUCCCCCCAGAGAUCGCUGCUUUGCCUGAGCAGGGGACAGAGAUGAAGAAACAGGGGGCAGGGGAGAGAGUGAGGGUGAGUGCGAUACCCGAUUUGUCGUCAGCCAUGUAUAUGGCUGAGCGUCCAGGUACCGAGGGGCCUGCGCCAGUCGAGCCGCCGUCGGCGUUGCCAAGUAUGAGUGGAGGAAAGAGUGCAGGGGCGUUAACUCCAAGGGGCCGUGGACCGCGAGUGGGAGGAGCCUCAAAGGAAACCCGCAAAGAAAAGUCCGCCAGAGUACGAGUCCGUCUGGCUGAGAUACACGCGAGACAGGCUGAGAUGGAGGCGGCAGGGAUAGCGUCGACACCGCCAGUCGAUCCCCAGACGAGUGAGCAGAGGAUCGACGAAUUGUGGGCCAGGUAUGAGGGCCAGAGGGAUACAGCCCGCCAAAGAUCGCGAGAGACAGGACAGGCGGACGAGAGGGUGGAUGAGUUGAGGGAGGCGAGGGACUUGGGAUUCUCUGCCACUAGGAUGACGAUCGAACGUGUGAAUGGGAGGAUACGCGAAGUGACAGGUACAUCCUUUCGUCAGUAUAGUCUACUAAGUGAUGAGCUGGCGGCCAGAAUACUGGAGGUGAAGCACCUGACUACUCAACUCGCAGAGGAAAGGGCAACGAGCCAGGCGAGAGAGAUUGCGUGGGAAAGAAGGUUCGGAGAACUAGCAGCUAUUGUAAAUAGGCUUUCGGCGGCCGGGGUGGCCGAACAGACUGUGCGGGCUGGCGUUGAUGUCCAGGAUCGAGGGACGCGGGUUUCGCCUGGUAAGGGAACGGCAGUAGAGCCCCCUCGACAGAGGAGGCCGACAGAGGAGGCGUCGCGGGAUCCGAUCGGGAUGGAGGCGAUACAAAGGGUUGAGGAGGAGACUGUUGGGGUAGGAGCUUCUAUUGAGGUGGCUAUGCAGCCUAGGGUGUCUCCAUCACAUGAGGCCUGUGCCGAGGGGCUGGUCCAAGGACCCCCGUAUCCGCUCGCAGAGGGAGGUAGCGCACAGGAAUCGCUCAUGGCUAUGUCUGAUGAGAAGAGGGGGUCGCGCCUGCAUGAGCUGGCAGCAACUAUGGGGAUAGGUACACCACAGGAGAGGCCCCAGAGACUCGAUACUCCAGAGUAUGCCCCGAGGUUGGGAGAGUUGAGGGCGGAGUUGGGCUCCUGGGCCACAGGGAUUCACUCGGGAGGGCAUAGUUCAGAGCAGCAGCAGCAGGAGGUCAUGAGUGGGCUAGCCGCUGCAUUGGUUCCUCAGCCGUCAGGGCCGUGUGGGGAUGAGGUGAUAGCUGUUACGGAGAGGCCCUGCGAAGGGGGGCCCCAGAGACUGGAUACGCCAGAGUACAGGCCAGAGAGCAUAGUUGCACGGGGUGCUGAGGCCGUGGAGCCCAGAUCUCAGGGCCACAUGGGAUUACCAUUGUGUCAUGAGGUGACCACCGAGACCAUGGGGACGCCUUCAGCAUCGAGUUCCCGGGGAAGGAAGAAGAAGAAUGCAAGGUGGUUUGACACGUCCUGUUUUUGGUGUAAGGAGGAGGGGCAUAGAGCCUUGGAUUGCCCGGAGCUCCUCGAGGACAAGGCCGAGUGACGUGUUGCAGAGGUUACUGGCAGGUUCUACGAUAGA